Messenger RNA from Salvelinus sp. IW2-2015, 2462 nucleotides. NCBI's taxonomy places the organism in Eukaryota, Metazoa, Chordata, Actinopteri, Salmoniformes, Salmonidae. The record is from RefSeq and is a predicted model, not a curated record.
CGCACAGACGCGUCACUUGCAUGUAGUGGUUUUCGUUUCCGGUUCAAAGGUGUCCAACGUGGUGUCUGCUGUAAUUCAACGUGUGGACAUAGGAAUUAAUAGUUGGGAAAAGUGAAGGAAAUACUAAAGAAAGGGACGAUAAAAAUUAGCGACAAUGGGGGAAUUUAAAGUGCACCGGGUUCGAUUUUUCGACUACAUGCCAGCUGCCAUCAGAGCUAUGGCAUUCAAUGCCCACACAGAGAGAUUGGCCCUGGGACGAAUGGAUGGGAGUGUGGAGAUUUUCAACUUCGCAGACCACUAUUUCCAGGAAAAGGUUAUUCCAGGGAAGGACUCCCGGUCAAUCGAGGCCCUGUGUUGGGUUGGAGGACGCCUGUUCAGUGCUGGCCUAAAUGGAGAGGUCACAGAAUAUGAUCUGGAAAACCUGAGACCCAAGUACUCCCUGGAGGCAUAUGGGGGCCCCAUUUGGACCAUCACCAGCAAUUCUCAGGGGGCACACUUAGCAAUCGGAUGUGAAGAUGGGACAGUGAAAUUGUUUGAGGUACUUGAAGAGAGCAUUCAGUUUGAGCGCAAUCUGGACAGACAGAAAGGUCGCAUCUUAUCCAUCUCCUGGCACCCCUCUGGCGCACAGAUUGCUGCUGGCAUGAUGGACAUGAUCCGUGUCUUUGAUGUCCCGACAGCGUUUGUUGUUUCAGGUCGUGCUGUACAGAGGCUCCUGGUGGACCGGGGCUUUGGAGGCUCUAAGAGUCGGGAGACUGUAGUCUGGAGUGUAGUCUUCCUGUCAGACUUUACUAUCAUCAGCGGUGACUCUGCUGGGAAGGUCCAAGUCUGGGACGGACACACCGGCACGCUCGUCAAAACACACCUGGUGACCAAGUGGGAUGUGCUGGCACUGUCUGUCUCCAAGGAUGAGAGCAGUGUGGUGGCAGGGACGUCAGAGGGUACUGUGAUCCAGUUCCAGUUCAUUGCUCCUAUUCUGCAGCAGCAGGACAUGGAGUGGGUCAGAACCAGGACCUUCAAGAACCACACGCAUGAUGUCAGAGCCCUGGCUGAGAUCGAGACCGCCAUCGUCUCUGGAGGUAUGGAUACCCAGCUUGUAGUGAGACCCCUCUUGGAGAAGUUUGAAGAGAGGUCACAUGCUUCGGCACUUCGCAAGAUCCACUUUCCCCAUCGGAAUCUAGUAUUUUGUGCAAAGAAGGCAGGGCUACUGCUCUUCCAGUUCCCUGGCCAGCUGGAGCUGUGGAGACUGGGAGAGAGUGAUGGACAUGGCAAGCCAGGAGACAGCUUGCCUCUGAAGAAGAAACCUGAGAAACUCCUCCAUCUCAAGAGAAAGGGUGAGGAUCAUAUCUGCUGCAGUGCUCUGUCCUCCUGUGGAGGAUGGCUAGCAUACUCCACCAUGUCCAGUGUACGUCUCUACAGGCUGCAGACGGACAAUAACGACAUCAGUAUAACCAAGGUACCCAAGCUUCCAAAGGUCCUGCGCUCUGCUCACCAGCUGUGUUUCUCUUCAGACUCCUCCAAACUGUUUGCUGCUUCCAGCCAAUCAUCAGUCCUCGUUAUUGCCCUUAGCCAAUCUGAGUGCAAGUAUGUGCACACCCUCAAGCCUAAGUCAGGGUCCAGACAGCCCAUUCACUUAAUGACUAACAGUGUGGAUGGGAAGUGGCUGGCGACAGCAAAUAGUGACUGUGAGAUCCACGUCUACAAUGUACAGAAACUAAAGCUCCACUGUAUAGUACCUGUGUAUGGUUCCUGUCCCAGUGCCAUGGGGAUCCACCCCACCACCAACAACCUGACCAUGGUGCACGCUGACCAACAGAUAUUUGAGUACUCCAUAGUGGAGAAGCAGUACACAGACUGGAGCCGAAAGCUUCAGAAGCAGGGGCUCCACAACUUGUGGUUGGACCGGGACACACCCGUCACCCACGUGACCUUCAACCCUAAAAAUCCUGAACAGAUCCUCUUGCACGACAUGCACAUGUUCUGCAUCAUCGACCAAAGUCUGCCCCUCCCUGACCAGAAGACCCAGUUCUACAAUCAGAUGACCCUCAGAAGCCUCUCAGAGCAGGAGAGGCCCAGUCACCUCCAUGCUUUCAAAAUAUGUAAAACCUUCCAGGACUUGCUUUCUGUGAGUCUGCUGGAUGACCAGUCUCUGGUGAUGGUGGAGCGCCCCCUCCUGGCCAUCACAUCCCAGCUACCUGCUCCCGUCAGACAGAAAAAGUUUGCUACAUAAACAAUAGGGAGAGGUGUGUUUUUUGUUUGUCUGUGGCUGCCCUUCGAUUCUUUAUCCUUCUCCCCGAAGUGGGUACACAUCCAUUGCAUUUUAAAAGAUUGCGACUGCUGUGACCAGUUGCACAUUUCAGGAGCAGGGAAGGGAAUCGGAGCACAGCCUGUCUCUCUACACCCCUGACCCAUGAUUUGUAAAGACUGUUUUAUACAGUAAUAAAUAAAAUAUUUACUGUAAUGUA